This is a messenger RNA of Drosophila biarmipes, 873 nucleotides long. Its product is annotated as protein lethal(2)k10201. NCBI's taxonomy places the organism in Eukaryota, Metazoa, Arthropoda, Insecta, Diptera, Drosophilidae. The transcript has a single exon. Bases 59 to 712 code for a protein of 217 amino acids. The record is from RefSeq and is a predicted model, not a curated record.
GGAACAUCUUAAACGACACGUAGGAACCAAAACAAAACAAUUUGUGGACACAAACAACAUGGAUUCGAAGGCUGCGGAAUCUGUGUUCUUAUCAAAAGAACAAAUUACCAAGAUAUUGAGCGAAACGCCAGCGGGAUUUAUAAGGCCCACGGACCCACCGUCACCAGGCCUGCCGCCUUUCAAGAAACUAGGAGUUCUGGUGGAAAUUGAUGACAUCGUGGGCGACCAGGACAAGGCGGCGAAAAUCAGUGACAAGGAGCAAUCCUAUAGUUGCGCAGAAUGUCGCAGGAUGUUGCCCACGGCGCAUUUGCUGGAUUUGCACAUCACCGAACAGCACGAUUUCUACUUCGCCGCCAGCGUGGAUCGCGGGGACAAGCCCAUGUUUGCCUGCUUCCUGGAGGAGUGCACCACCAAGUUCCAUUCUCCUCGACAGCGCAAGGAUCACUGCAUUGUGGUGCACAAGUUUCCGGCCAACUAUCGGUUCGAUCAGGGCAAGGAUAAGCCAAAGGAGAAGCGUAAACCCAAAAGCAAACCCAAUGCCAUGGAUGUGGACGAGGUGCCUGGGGAGAACAGAGGGCUGCCCUACAUCAAGGCCUUCAGUUUUGGCCACCAAACGCACAGGACUUUCUACACUCGCAAGGCCCAAAAGUCUGGCGAAACCCUCGAGAAUGUCCAAUCCAUGAAGGACGCCAUCAACGAUAUCCUGGAUUAGGUAUACAGAUACAACUAUUUAUUUAGCGAAUGAAGCAGCAUUAUCAUUAUCCUGGUACAACUACAUUAGUCUGUUAGCGGAAACAUCGCAGAUCAUUUUGCCUUAGCACUGGGCCUGUAAAUAAAAUUGAGUUUUGUUGUUGAUUCCCAAUCCCAAAUUGC